Messenger RNA from Adineta steineri, 1437 nucleotides. Lineage: Eukaryota; Metazoa; Rotifera; Eurotatoria; Adinetida; Adinetidae. The record is from the annotation of a GenBank genome assembly.
AUGAAGAACAAACAGGUGACUAUUUUGUUAUUCGGAUUUUUAAUAAGUUCGUGGGAAAAUACAUUGGCGAUUGAACCUGUUAGUGUUACGAAAACCUUUGUAUCGAGUCAAGCGCUCUUUGCUAAUCCUGAACGAGGAUGGAUUACACAUCGAUUUUCUAAUGAUCUCUAUGGAAUUAAUUCUCUAAGAAAUAGUGCCGAAAAAUUAUCAUUAGUUCUUAUAAAAAUCGAUAUCUCAGCUUAUAAGAAUAGUUCACAUAUUGGACAGACGAAACUCAAUGAAAUUCGAACAGCACUUAAUAGUUGUCGUCAACAAGGAUUAAAAGUUAUAAUGCGAUCAGCCUAUGCUUGGGAUUCUGUUCUUGCUCCAGAACCAAAAAACAUUGAAACUGUUAAAACUCAUAUUAUGGAUAUGAAACCAAUUUAUUAUGAAUAUGAAGAUAUUAUUAUCGCUGUUGAGAUGGGUAUGUUUGGACCAUGGGGCGAAAUGCAUUCAUCAUAUUUUAGUACUACUAAUACACAAUUCUAUUAUCCCAUUAAGACCACUGCACUGAUACAAGUUCAUGCUACAUACAUGGAUGCAUUACCAAUUACACGUUCAGUACUUGUUCGUACACCAUAUUAUAUUCGUCAAAUAUUUAGUAGUGAUAAACCUAUUGAACCUAUCGAAGCUUCUAACAACACGGCAAAAGCACGUACCGGUUAUCACAAUGAUGCUUACCUUGCCAGCAGCGAUGAUGCAGGCACCUUUUCAUACGGAUGGUCACGAGCUAAAGAACUCGCUUAUAUUAAUCAAAUGACUCGUUAUGCUUUUUUUGGUGGUGAAUCAUUUGGUACACCAAAUAGUAAAUACAAUAAUGCUCAAAAUGCCAUGUUAGAAUCCAAACAACAACAUAUGACAUAUCUUCAUCGCGAUUAUUACACACCCAUUUAUAAUGCAUGGGGUACUUCAGUGAAAGACGAUUUUACACGAAAACUUGGCUAUCGUUUUGAAUUAAAAACUCUUUCUUAUUCAAAAGAAGUUGCACCCGGCGGACUUUUAGCUUUUUCUCUCAAAGUACAAAAUACUGGCUUUUCAGCAAUGCAUUUAACUAGACCUGUUAUUCUCAUCCUUGAUAAUGGCAAAACAGGUAGUGCACGUAUUAGAUAUCAAACGAUUCUUACUGUCGAUCCUCGAAGCUGGCCACCUGAAGUUAAUAGUACAAGUAUUGAUCGAAAACUUCGUAUUCCAGCGAAUAUCAUUCAAGGAGUUUGGCAAUUACUUUUAACUUUACCUGAUAGUAAUACAUAUUUGCAAAGUGAUGUACGUUAUACAGUUCAAUUUGCUAAUGAAAAUAUCUGGAAUACUGAUGGAACACUUGUAUUAACUAAUGAUAUUUCUAUCACAAGUUCAGCUCAAGGUUCACGGACUACAGACAACAUAUUUCAAGAGAUUUAG